Molecule: messenger RNA, 3744 nt
Organism: Sinocyclocheilus grahami
Lineage: Eukaryota; Metazoa; Chordata; Actinopteri; Cypriniformes; Cyprinidae
Product: immunoglobulin-like and fibronectin type III domain-containing protein 1
Exons: 23
Coding region: 127-3744 (1205 amino acids)
Biological process (GO): sarcomere organization
Cellular component (GO): M band
Molecular function (GO): protein binding
Source: RefSeq, a predicted model, not a curated record
UGAGGAGCAACAGGACACCUUUGAGGACCAUCUCAAGUUGGGUCUCAAAGGUGAAGUCGGCACUCAAAGCUGAACAAAGAGCACGGGGCACAAGUCACAAAGAAUCCCUGAAUCCCACAUGCCAAGAUGAAAUUUACAAAAAGUAAGGAAGAGGAGCCCACUGCUCCUGGGCAAGUGGCCAUUAAGAAGCGAUCUAAAGUCCCAGGAGUAAUGAUCACACAGUUUGUGGAGGAAAUCCCAGCAGGAAAAAGUCAUCCCGACUUCUCCCGCAAACCCAUCGCAUUGACUAUUCAGGAAGGAAAGCUUGCCAUUUUCAAAGCCAUCAUCACUGGAAGUCCGACACCAACUGUGACAUGGGCUCGAAACAAUGGAGAUGUAUCUGAUCCUGAAAGAUAUGCUGUUUCAUAUGAUCCAGUCUUAGGAGAACAUCAAUUACAGAUGCCCAAUGUUGGAGUUGAUCAAGCCGACACAUAUAAAUGUUAUGCAAAUAAUGAAUAUGGACGUGCUAUAGUCACAGUCACACUCAACGUGAUUGAAGUUGGGUUCAAGAAGAGCAAAGCAAUGCAGGAAGCACGAUUAGAGCAACGAGAGAAAGCAACAGCCGAUUUAAAAAAGAACCUGAGGACCCGAGCUGAACAAAAGGAGAAGAGGAAAGAUGGAGAAGUUGAUGAGAAAUUUUGGGAACUGUUGCUCAGCGCUGAUAAGAAAGAUUAUGAGCGCAUCUGCGCUGAAUAUGGGGUGACUGACUUCCGCUGGAUGUUGAAGAAACUGAACGAGAAAAAAAGGGAAAUAGAGGAGCAGCAGUCGCAGUACAUUGAACACCUGAGCAACCUGAGACAUAUUGAAAUCAAGAUGCCCGGAUGUGCCGAAUUUGAAUUUGAGAUGGAUCUCAAAGAUCCCAAUGCCAAAAUUUUCCUCCUCAAGGAUGGUGUUAUGGUUCCAUUUACCACUGAUUCAGAUGAGAAGCAUUCUUUGCGUCAAGUCGGCAGGAAAUUCAUCUUUAGCGUACAUGGUCUGAAUGCAGAAGAUGCUGGAUUGUAUCAAGUCGAUAUUGAGGGCGUCAAUGUCUUCUCAACUGACUUUAAAAUUCCAGCGGUAGACUUCUUGGUAAAGAUUCAGGAAGUGAAGGCUGUGGAAAGAGAGGAUGCCGCAUUUGAGUGUGUCUUAUCUGCUCCGCUCCCUAAGAUCUCUUGGCUAGGCAAGAACGUCACCCUGGAACAGGGUGAAAAGUAUGACAUCUCUGUCUCUGAGGACAUGCUAAUCCAUAGACUGGUGGUGAAGGACUGUAUGCAAGUGGACAAAGGCAUCUACGCAGCUGUGGCUGGAAUGAAAUCUUGUAACGCCUGGCUGAUAGUGGAGGAUCCAGGAGUUCACUUCACCAGUGGACUGUCAGAUGUUCAUGCUAUCAUUGGUCAGUCAGCUGAAAUGGUGUGCAAACUCAGCAGUGAAAAGUGUGAUGGCAUUUGGUAUAAAGAUGGAAAAGAGAUAACAGCCACAGAUGAACUAAAGAUCGUCAAAGAUGGAGCAGUCCAUAAACUAACUGUAUCAAACUGCACAGAGGAUGACAGUGGAAAGUACCGCUUUGAGGCAGAUGGUCGUAAAACUGAUGCGAUGUUGGUCGUGGAAGACCCACCAAGGAUGAAUCAAGAUGACUUGGCUAAAUUCUCAGAGCCUGUGAUAAUCAAGGUUGGCCAAAAUGCAACUUUCAAAAUGGACUUUGUAGGUCGUGAGCCAAUGAAAGUGCAGUGGUACAACGAGGGUGAAGAGAUGCUUGAAGAUAAUCACAUCAGGAUUGAGAAGUCAGAUAGUCACAGUCGCCUUCUACUUGUGAAAUGUCAACGUAAAGACAGUGGAGAAAUAAAGCUGAAGCUCAAAAAUGAGUUUGGAACCAUUGAGGCCCUUUCAAGACUCAUCGUUCUAGAUAAACCCACCAACCCAAUGGGACCUGUUGAAGUAUUAGAAGCCUCGGCAUCUUGUGUGGAGUUCAAGUGGAGACCCCCAAAGGACGAUGGCGGUUCUCCUAUAAAAAACUACUAUAUUGAGCGUAACCAGAUUGGACGCAACACCUGGACGAAGAUUGGAAAUAUCCCUGGAGAGCCCCAUUACAAGGACACUGAUGUGGACCAUGGAAGGAGGUACUGCUAUCGCAUCAGGGCCGUGACUGCAGAGAGUACUAGUGAUGUUUUUGAGACAAAUGACAUCCAGGCUGGCACCAAAGCAUAUCCUGGACCACCAUCUACACCCAAAGUGGUCAGUGCCUUCAAGAACUGCAUCACUUUGGCAUGGUCACCUCCCACCAACACUGGUGGAACCAACAUUGUUGGCUACAAUAUGGAGAAACGUAAACGGGGCAGCAACAUAUGGGGUCAAGUGAACCCCCCUGAUGAGCCAAUCAAAGGCAAACAGUAUGAUGUGAAAGAUGUUAUUGAAGGAAUGGAAUAUGAAUUCCAUGUGUCAGCCAUCAACUUCUCUGGUGCUGGAGAACCAAGCACACCCUCUGAAUUUGUGAUAGCCAGAGAUCCAAAAAAACCCCCUGGUAAAGUCAUUGACCUGAAAGUCACAGAUUCCACCUAUACCUCUUUGUCUUUGAGUUGGACUAAACCGAAGGAGGAGGAAGGUGUCCAGGAUGAAGCUAAAGGUUAUUUUGUGGAAUUAAGGCCAGCUGAGAACACAGAAUGGGGUCGCUGCAACUCAAACCCGCUCAUUGCAACUUCCCAUACAAUUCUUGGCCUCAAGUCUAUGGCUAUGUACUGGGUCCGAGUGGUUGCAACCAAUGAAGGAGGUGAUGGGGAACCCCGAGAUCUGGACAACUACAUCAUUGCCAUGCCUCCACCUGUGAGGCCAAAUUUCACCAAUCGCAAAAUGAAGAGCUUUAUGGUUGUGAGAGCUGAAAAUUCAGCUCGGGUCAACAUAUAUUUUGAGGCAUCCCCAAUGCCAACUAUAAUCUGGCUGAAAGAUGGAAUGCCUGUGUCCAAACGUGUAACUGUGAGCAAUACAGAUGGGAUGUCCCAGCUCCUGAUUCCCAGUGCCGAGCGUUCUGACAGCGGGAUCUACACCAUCAUAGUCAAGAACAUAGUGGGUCAGGAGACGUUCAGUGUUGAGAUCAGAGUGACGGAUGAUCCAAAGCCACCUGGCCCAGUGGAGCUGGAAGAAAAUGUCCCUGGCACAUUAACAGUUUCUUGGAAACCAUCUCCUGAUGAGAAACGAGAUAAUCACUUGCACUAUAUGGUGAUGAAACGGGACUCCAUCAAACGCACCUGGCAUACAGUCGCUGACCGCUUGUUCAACAACAACUUCACAGCAGUCAACAUCAUGCCAGGAAGGGAAUAUAACUUCCGUGUGUAUGCCAAAAAUGACAUAGGCCUCUCAGAACCAUCUGAGUCCCUGACAUGGGGCAUUGUAAGGAAGAAAGAAAAGUUCAGCCUCAACUUACCCCCAUCCAAACCUUGCAACUUUGACUCUGCUCCCAUUUUCACGGUUCCCCUAAAGACGCACACUACCCCGGAGAAAUACGAGUGCUACAUGAGCUGUGCAGUGAGAAGCAACCCCAUACCUCAUGUUACCUGGUACCGCAACAACGUCAGCCUCAACACUGACACCAACUACUACAUCACUAACACCUGUGGAGUGUGUUCCAUGCUCAUCUUGAGAGUCGGUGCCAAAGACAACGGAGAAUACAAAGUAGUGGCAGAAAACUCUUUAGGCCGUGCUGAGUGCAGCGCACAGCUGACAAUCUUAGAGUGA